Molecule: messenger RNA, 27854 nt
Organism: Podarcis lilfordi (Lilford's wall lizard)
Lineage: Eukaryota; Metazoa; Chordata; Lepidosauria; Squamata; Lacertidae
Source: the annotation of a GenBank genome assembly
AUGGAUGAGCGAGACUCAGCUGGCCCUGGAACAGGAAGAGGCCAUGCCAUACGAACUGGGAGCAGUGGGGGAUUCUGGGAAAACUCUGUGCAGAAGAUCCUGGGUGAGGAGGACACCCUCCGCUCAGAGGUGCAGGGCCAGCAGUUCUGCUGCCAGGAGGCUAAAGGACCCCGAGAGGUUUGCAGCCGACUUUACCACCUUUGCCGUCAGUGGCUGAAGCCAGAAAGGCACACGAAAGCUGAGAUGCUGGACCUGGUGAUCUUGGAGCAGUUCCUGGCUGUCCUUCCACCGGAGAUGGAGAACUGGGUGAGGGAAUGCGGAGCGGAGACCAGUUCCCAGGCGGUGGCCCUGGCCGAAGGUUUCCUCCUGAGUCAGGCAGAAGAGAGAAAGGAGGCAGAGAGAAAGCAGGUGAGAGAGACUUUGCCCUGGAUACUCCAAAGGGGCUCCAAACAGGACAGAAAACAUCCCAUCAUGCUCUACUGAUGGCUCAUUUUUUUUUUCUGGGAAGGCAUCCAUGGAAUGAGAUCUAACACCCUUCAAGUCUUUUUCAUUCUCUUUGUAAUAUUUCUCACUCUUCAUUCUCUGUUUUGAAUCCUUGUUGGUCUUUCAGGAAAAUGAUCAUUUUGCAGAAAUGGACCUGGAUUCCUGUGAGACAGAGGGGCUUCCGUUGGACACCAGAGAGAGGCAUCAGGGUAAGGAGGGAGGAGUUUUUCCUCUCUCCAUUUGGUCAUAUUCCUUUGGCUUUGAACAGGAUGGAUUUGAAUCAAAUCAUUUGUUUUUUACAGAAAAUCUCAUUCUUGCUGGUAUAAUCUUAAUAUUUACAACCAGAUGAAGGUUUCAUUUUUAGAAUAAUAGAUUUUCAGAGUGGUUUUUACAAUCUUUGAUAAAAGAUUACUGAUUUGGUUAGAAAUACAUAGAUAAUUAUGGAAUUAUUGUCAGGUUUAAUAAGUUAGCUGCUUAUAUUUGGACAACUUUUCUGCUGUACUUUAUUGGAAGGAGAAAAAUAAAUAAAUAAUCAUUUCCUUAAUAACAAUUUGAAUAAUUUAUUUAACUAAAACAAUAACAUUACAGCAUAUGUAUCCAUGUUUUUUAACUAGCGUACAGUAGUUAGAGAUUUUAUUGUUUGGACAGUGCCAGUUGAGUCCUGGGAAGAAGGGCCUGGAACCCGUCAACCUUAUUAGUUGACUGGCCAGCACUUCAAGGUCUCGUCAGGAACUUGCAGAGCCCAGUUACCACCCUAAGAUCCCAAGACUUGUGGAGUAUUCUUCUCACAAGGUUGCACUUUUAUUUUUACUGCUUCACAUUUAGCUACUUGUGCAGAUCUAUUCCACUCCAAACAAUCUGUUCAUUGAACCUCUUGGAACUUAUCAUUUAAGAGUUAAAGGGUUGAUUCUGUGUAUAUAAAUUUGCAAAGGAAGAAUAAGGUGAAGGUUUUCUCCUCAACUCUGUAUGUUUAUUUUAUAACAUUUUUCCUGUGAAGAAAAGGCAUGAUUUCUUUGCGGACACAAAUUCACGCUUUUCAGAACUGCAAAAACAAACAUCUGUGAUAAUAUCUUCAUGUUAGAAAAACUGCCCCAAAUAUUCUUACAGAAACCUCUGGAAUUGCAUGACAUUGUGAAUGGAUUAAUGGAAUUCAUUUACCAAAAAAUUUAGACAUUGUAUAUAAAGGCUCAUGCUACAUAAUUAAAAACAAAUCCUUAUUUCCUUAUGAAUAGCCUUUGGACUAUAAUGCUACUUAAAUAGAAAACUAUCAAUAGAAAGAUUUUUCCUCCAAAAGCAAUUUAUUUUUAAAAAUCAGAUUUAAAAUUUUAAAAAUCCAAAUUAAAUUUUAAAAAACCCUGUUUAUUUUAUAUAUUUUUUAAUCAUUGCUUUUCUAAUCCACCAUGGUUUUGAAACUCAUCUGUGGGUUCUUUUCAUCUUUUAUUGGGGGAGAUAGUUGGGACCAAGAGCCCAGAGGAGGGGAGAUAUAUUUUUUCACAACUGACAUCUGAAAUGCACCCAAACAUCCAAAUGCACUCAGCAGGCGAGACUUUCUCAAAGGCCCCUCUGUAGUUUGAGAUGCACUGAUUCACCUGUGAGACAAGAAGGCACUCUAGGCCUCCCCCUUACCUUUUUCCUCUUGCAGGUGACACAGUGAUACUGGCUAGACCUCUUCAUCCAUCUCUGAAUGGGGACAGAAUGGAAGCAGCGGCUGUGGAACCAGAUCAGGUCAGGGGAAGCUGCCUUGUGGGGACAGAGACCAAGGGGUGGAACAAUGUCCUAGCUCAAGGAGAGGUGGUGAACAACAGUGUUGUCUCAGAGGAAGACAUUUCCCUUUUUCUUUUAGGGUCCAGUGUGCUUUGAAGAUGUUUCUGUUCAUUUCACGGACGAGGAGUGGGCGUUGCUGGAUCCUGACCAGAGAGCGCUGCAUAAGGACGUCACGGAGGAGAAUCGUUGGAUCAUGGCCUAUCUUGGUAAGGCCCAUGUGGGAUCAUAAUAUCAGUUUUUAAAAUCAAAACAGCUCUCUAUGAUGAACCUCAUAUAUUUUCACUGAAUUCAACAGCGUCCCCUACAACACCUGGGAUUUCAAUAUUCCCACCAUUAACCUUGAACAGUAAAUUGCUGGUUAAUUUUUUAUAAACAUCUCUCCUUCGAAGAAAUCUUGAAAGAAUCUCUUUAAUUAUAAUAAUUGGUUUUCCCUGAAUACACAACUUUUUGUUAUAGUUCUGUUUCAAUACUUCAUGUCCAAAGAGUUGAACAUAACUAAUACGUCUCCUGGCAGUUUCUUCCCUCUAGCUUUAGCGGAUUUUAUUUUUAUCCAAAAGAUGUUUGCUAUUGAAUAUCCCAUAUCCUCUUCUUUCAUAUCUAACCAAGCUGCCAGUUCUUUAACCAGUUUAGGUCUUAUAUUUUCAUUUGGGUCCUCUGGGAUCCCCCUGAAUUUCAGAUUUGAUUGUUUCUGUCUCAUCUGAGUCAUUGCCAUACUGUCCAACAAUUCUUCCUGUAUUUUAUUUAUCUCCUUGACCUCUAUUUUAAUCCUAUCCAUAUCCUUCCUACUUUCUUUCAUAUCUUUUUGCACCCUCUUCAUUGAGUCCUCAAGAGCUUUGGAUCUUACCGUCAAAUCUUUCACUUUUCCUGUCAGCUCUCCCACCACCUCCUCCAAUCUCUUAUCCAAUGUAUCCUGUACUUCUAAUAACUUUUUCUCAAUAUAUUGUUCAUUAUGUUUAAAUUCUUUCCUUAUUUCCGCCAUUAAGAUGUCAUAAUCCUUGAUUUCUUUCCCUUCUUUCCCUUCUGGAUGGUUCCCUUUCUACUGGCGUUCCCACCCCUUUUUUCAUUUUGUAUUUCAGCUUAUAUUAAUUAACUAGUAAAAUUUUUUUCACCCCUAGAGGUCGCUAAACUGAGAUAUUGAAUUUCUCUAUUCCUCCAAUGUAGUUCUUCUAGUGUAGUUCCCUUCUGCCCCCACACGGUGGCGCCUUAGUUGCCUUAUAUUAAUUAUCUAGUAAGAUUUUCCCCACCCCUAGAGGUCUCAAAGCUGAGAUAUUGACUUUCUCUAUUCUUCCGAUGUAGUUCUUCCCAUGUAGUUCCCCUCUACCCCCACACAGUGGCGCCUUAAUUGCUUUCCAAGUCUUAACUCUUAAAAUACAAAAAAUACAAAGAAGGAGAGGGAAGGAGAGGGGAAAAGAACAACAAGAAACCGUGGGGGGGGGGGAAAGGUGAGGGGGAAGACACACAACCAAAAAGUUCUAAGGAACAGGAACAGAAUACGAGGUGAGUCUUAAUGCGAGAGCAGAAACAGGGAAGAGAGGCGGAGCUAAGUGGAAGGAGCUCCACGAGGAGAGGAGCUUCCCGGGGUAACAGAAGGUUUUGCCGAAAAGUCCUACUUAAGCCUUCCUUCCUUGUCCGUUUGCCCCCAGUCUCUUCUGACUAAAGCGGUAAUUCAAUCGCUUAAAGUGCAGCGUCCAUCUUCUCCUAAUUAGUUGUUGUUGUGUACCACUUUAAAGAAGGAGGAGGAAACAAAGUGUGAAAUGGCGGCGGAGAGUCCCACUGUAUUCUCAAACUCUCCUCAUACAGUUCGUGUUCUCCUCCCAAACCUCCUUAAAGAGACGCUGCCUCUCAGCGUUUCAGUUCCUCUUAUUUCCAGUUCAAUUUUUAGUCCUUCAGAUGCCUCAAGUAUAAAACAGUCACUGUUUAAACGUGGGAGGCGGAAAUCACAGUUUAAGCACUAUUUAAAACGGGCACUGUUUAAACAGGCAAGCAAGAGGGUUGAUUGCAGGGUCUCACUUAUGUGUCCCAAACUAGUCGCUGGCGUAACACACUCCGACCUGGAGAAACAAUUAAUUUCCAUUCACUUCUCUCUAAUCCAUUAAGAUAUUUUCAGUCAUUUCGUUGCCUCAGAUUUCUUAUACUUUGUAUCCAAGGUCUCUCCGCUACACCCACUUAGCGGUUACUUUCUUACUUUCUCUCCUCUCCCAGCCUUCCGCUAUAUUCCAUUUUACUCUUACCGCUGCAGUGGACUCCUUCUACUUUCUCCCCACGUCUUCUUAUUCCGCUGGUUUUCUUAGCCAAAUUUCUAUUUGUUGUUGCUUUCGUUGCCUUAUUUGUAUCCAGCUUCUUAACUGCUGUUGGAGGCUCACUGCUUUCACUCAGAGCCUGAGGCUUCACAGCACGGGGUUUGUUGCUUCCCCUCGUGUUGCAGCUCAAAUCCUGUUAAAAACUAAAAAACAGGAGAGCACACGCAGCACCGCUGGGUACUCUGUCCCCCAGGGUAAUCCUCCUGGGGUUUCGAGGUUCACGGAGCCUUCGUGAUGCCUCUGGACCCCAGUGUUAUUCGAGACCCCCCGGAGGGUAGCCUCGCGCUCCUUUUUGGUAGCUGCGGCUCACUGGAAUUCAAACUGAGUCUUUUCAGGGCGCCGCAUUUAAAAUAUAUUUUAAAUUAUAUAUCACAGGUUCCCCUAAGGAUGUCAGUUAAAUCCCUUAAAUAAAUGCACCCAACCCUUUAGUAAAACCAUCCAUGUAAACCACUUGUGUUAAUGCCUCUAUUACCAAUAUUAACUACUAUUGCUCAUUAAUUUCUCCUUGAGACACUAAUCUAUUUCUCUUCAUUGCAGAUAGUGAUGGACUGGAAAUCAAGAACAAGGGUGACCGUGACAAAAUCUCCACAAUGGAGAAGCCGUAUCAAUAUAUUGAAUGUGGAAAAAGUUCCCAUUCCACUUCCCAUCAAAGAAAUCCCAUUAGGAAGAAACCAUAUCAGUGCUUGGAAUGUGAAAAGAGCUUCAGUACAAGCUCCUCUCUGAGUUCCCAUCAGAGAAUUCAUACAGGGGAGAAACCCUAUCAGUGCGUGGAAUGUGGAAAAAGCUUCCGUAAGACCCACCAUCUCACUUCCCAUCAAAGAAUUCAUACAGGAGAGAAACCCUAUCAGUGUGUGGAAUGUGGAAAGAGCUUCAGAAAGAGCUCACAUCUCACUGCCCACCAAAGAUUUCAUACAGGGGAGAAACCCUAUCAGUGCGUGGAAUGUGGAAAGAGCUUCAGUCAGAGCGCCCAUCUCACUUCCCAUCAAAGAAUUCAUACAGGGGAGAAACCCUAUCAGUGUGUGGAAUGUGGAAAGAGCUUCAGUAAGAGCUCUCAUCUCUCUUCUCAUCAAAGAAUUCAUACAGGAGAGAAACCAUUUCAUUGUGUGGAAUGUGGAAAGAGCUUCUGUCGGAGCACUGAUCUCACUUCCCAUCAAAGAAUUCAUACAGGGGAGAAACCCUAUCACUGCGUGGAAUGUGGAAAGAGCUUCAGUAUGAGCUCCCAUCUCAGUUCCCAUCAAAAAAUUCAUACAGGAGAGAAACCAUAUAAUUGCUUGGAAUGUGGAAAGAGCUUCCGUCGGAGCACCGAUCUCACUUCCCAUGUAAGAAUUCAUACAGGGGAGAAACCAUACGAUUGCUUGGAAUGUGGAAAGAGCUUCCGUCGGAGCAGUGAUCUCACUUUCCAUCAAAGAAUUCACACCGGGGAGAAACCCUAUAUAUGCUUAGAAUGUGGAAAGAGCUUUAGUCAGAGUGCCCAUCUCACUUCCCAUCAAAGAAGUCAUACAGGGGAGAAGCCAUAUCAGUGCUUGGAAUGUAGAAAAAGCUUCAGUACGAGUUCCCUUCUUACUUCCCAUCAAAGAAUUCAUACAGGAGAGAAACCCUAUACAUGUUUAGAAUGUGGAAAGCGAUUCCGUCGGAGCACUGAUCUCACUUACCAUCAAAGAAGUCAUACAGGGGAAAAGCCCUAUCAGUGCUUGGAAUGUGAAAAGAGCUUCAGUACGAGCUCACUUCUUAGUUCCCAUCAAAGAAUUCAUACAGGGGAGAAAUGCUAUCAGUGCAUGGAAUGUGGUAAGAGCUUCAAUACGAGCUCCUAUCUCACCUUCCAUCAAAGAAUUCAUACAGGAGAGAAACCCUAUCAGUGUGUUGAAUGUGGAAAGGGCUUCAGUAUGAGCUCCUAUCUCACUUCCCAUCAAAAGAUUCAUACAGGGGAGAAACCCUACCAGUGUGUAAAAUGUGGAAAGAGCUUCAGCUAUAGCUCCCAUCUCACUUCCCACCAAAGAAUUCAUACAGGGGAGAAACCUUAUCAGUGCAUGGAAUGUGGAAAAAGCUUCAGUACGAGCUCCUAUCUCACUUUCCACAAAAAAAUUCAUACAGGGGAGAAACCGUAUCAGUGCAUGGAAUGUGGAAAGCGCUUCAGUACGAGUUCCUAUCUUACUUUCCAUCAUAGAAUUCAUACAGGGGAGAAACCCUAUCAGUGCAGCGAAUGUGGAAAGAGCUUCAGGAAGAGCUCCCAUCUCACUUCCCACCAAAGAAUUCAUACGAAGGGCAGAAAAACCCUUCAUAAUACUGCUUUAGUCGCCAGCCAGAUAUGCGCCUCUUUAACCAGGUCUUUGGCCAAUUGACAUCUAAUGCCUUUUUAAAAUGUGUGGAGGGAGAGUGUAAGGUGUUUUGUGUGUAUGUGUAUUUUCGUUUUAUUAUAUUGUGUUUUUAUGUUGUAACCACCCUGAGACCUGUGGGUGUAGGCUAUAGGAGCUAACUCCUAGAGGCCAUGGGGUCUUUGCCCCCUCCCAUUAUAAAAUAUUUUAGGGGGCUGGACUUCCGGUUCCGGUCUGCCUUAAUGCCACUCCCACUAUAGCGGUGAUCAUUAGCAAAGAAUAAACAUGGAUUAUUUGAGAGUAAUUUUCCUUGCAAGUUCCCCCCAGGACCCGGGGGGAGUUAGCUUCACUCACAGAUCAUCUCGGUACCUGCCUCUUGCUCCGGCAUGGAAUCAGAGUGGCAGGGAGGCGCUGAGUGCAAAAGCAUUUUGCUUAUCUGUAACCCUCCUACGCAGCCAUUAAGAAGCAGAGGGAGUUCUGUUUAUUAGAAUGAAUUUAGAACUAAUAUACAGACACGUGCUGUAAAAGAUGGGAAAAUAUCAUAAACUGCUAAAUUGAAAAAUUGUCCAGUAGCACUUUAGAGACCAACUAUGUUUGUUCUGGGUAUAAGCUUUCGUGUACAUGCACACUUCUUCAGAUACACUGAAACAGAAGUCACCAGACCCUUAAACUGAAACAGCUACAAAGCCAUAAUGAUUCAAACUGGAAAGAAGACUUCCUUCAAUGUGAAAUAUGGUAUGUGAGGGGGAGGGAGCCUUUACCCUUUCUGUAUAUAUAUCAUGUUUGCUACAUAAAUGAUUCAGCCCCCCUUGAAUGCUAACAACCUGAUAAAAGGCAAGAGAAGAAUGGGAUUAUACUUACGAAGUACAACAGAAAAUAGAGCAGUGUGAGAAAAUUGAAAUGAAUUUAAAAAAUUGAAUUUCCACUGUAUUGCAAUGGGAUGAUGUCAGGGAACUGACAUCGGAGCGGGAGGCGAAGGGGAGGCUCCUAGAUGAUGCUGGAGAAGGACCCAGCAGCAGGGGGAGAAGCAGCUCAGUGGAGGGGGAAGCAUUUAAGCGCAACACCAGGAAUAAAGGUGGGCAGAUGGGGGAAUCGGAGAGAGGGCUCCAGGACUCUUCACUGGAACUCAGUGAGGAGGGGACAGGUCCUCCGCUACCCACGCCCUCCCUGCGCAGAAGGCUCCCGCGCAGUGAGAGGAGGAGGAGACUGGGUGUCAAACAACUCUUAUGUUGGAAGAGAUUCAAGAAACGCCCACUGACGGAUUCUGCCAGUGACUGAGGCAGUCAUGAUUAGAAAGGGCUGUGCAGUCAGAAAGGUUUAACAAGGCAAAUUAGCCUAGAGAGGCACCAGUUUACACACGAGUAACUCAUACUCAUCACAGAUGACCUGGAUUUUGAUCUUUGAAGAUUGGCCAAGGCUUGGCAGGACGCCAGAUCAUAAUUGAGAGAGUUGGACGAGAAGCAGUAGGUGGAGUCUUGCUAGAGAUUUGGCAGGACGCCAAAUUACUCUUUAUGUAGACUCAAACAAUAACAACAACAAAAAGAUGGCGUGUGACACAGUUGAAAUUACAGGUUCAUUCUCUAGGAACAAAGGAAAAGAGCGGAAGUAGCGAUGCUGUGCAGGACAUGAUGGAGAAGAGGAAGGAUGAAGAAACAUGGAUAAAAUAAACAUCACACACAGGAAAUAUAGGGGAUACAGAAUUCCUCUUGCAGAAAUAAAAUUUAACAAAUGUGUUAAUACGAAUGGAAGUCAAAAACUUUGAAGCUGCUGAUAAGGUAAGGGAUUAAGAUCAAGACAGAAUAUAAUUGGAUUAAGAUUUCAGAAGCAGGAUGAAAUAAAAUUAUCUCACCUUGAAAUCUACCAUGCAGGAGGCCACACAAAAUGUAUAAUUUGCUUUAUAAUUGAUAUAUAUUUGAAUUGUAAUUGUAAUUUGAGAUUGAUAAAUGCUGUUUACAUCAGAUUUUUUUUUUACAAAAACAAAAUAAAAUUUCAGGGGGCCACUCCCCUGUUGAUAGGCAUUGCCAUUCAAAUGAUGUGCCUGCAUCACAUCCUGUGAUUGAUUAUGCGAGGUGGGGCUUACCUGCCCCCCCAAUAUUUUAUUCAGGUUAGCAGUCCUGGUAUAGGAUGGUAUACAAAUUAAAUAAAUACAUAAAUAAUAUUAGAUCAUCUUGGUCAUCUUCCUUUCUACAUGGUCCAGCUUGUCAAUAUCCUUGUUUAUUCUCAUUUUUAAAAUUUAUGUGAACUUCAUCUGAAGAUUUCACAGUGGUUCACAACAUAAAUAUGCAGGUUGAAAGCAUGGGUUUCUCAAAAACAAAUUAAGCCAGAGAAGUCUCUCUUUUAGGGAUGGAGUUACAAACUUUGUUGAUUAGGUGACUAGAGAAUUUGGACAUAAUAUGCAAGAAGCACAUGUAGCAAGAAAACAGAAAAGUCUUGAUGAACAAACAACUGGGGAUGGACUUUAUAUCAUCAGACAAAACUAAAAAAAGAGGUGCAGUAAUUUAUGCAAAGAAUAAAUAUAACCCCUCUGACUUCCCGCCUUUCCUGUACACGCGCCUCUUGCCGAACACCAAUAGAUAACGCCGCCUUGGUCAGCUCAUCCGUGGAUCUCGGUCAGGGUCCCCUGGAGAGCUCAUCCUUGAUGUCCAAAUUUAAGCCUGCCCUAAAGAGCGCCUGCAUGGGUUCGGACAACAAAUCCCAGUCCAGCUUGUGCACCAGCAUUGCGAACCGUGACCAAUAGCUGCAAGCAGUCAGGGAUCCCUGCUUGAGGGUCAGUAGCUCCUGCUGUGUGACAUCCCCCUGAAUUUCACUGGUAAACAUUGCGUCCAUCACCUCAUAAAAUUUCCCCAAGUCCUGGAGGGCAUCGUUUCCCACGCUAUUAGGUGUCUCACCCAUUCCCGGGCUGCCCCUUCUAAAUGGGAAACUAUGAACGCCACCCUCUCCUCAUCAUUAGCAAAUUCCCUCCUUUGUAAGUCCAGGCAUAUUUAAUCUCAGUCUUAAAAGCAACGUAUUCUUGAGGGUUCCCACCAAAAUUGCUCACCAGAGAUGGUACUUUUCUCCCCAACGGAGCUGCUCUGAUUUGCUGGUCCUGCACUCUGCGCUCCUCCAGCCUUGCUGCGAGCUCAGCGACGUGCGCUUCCAGCUCCACGUUCCUCUGCCUCAGGGCUGCUACAUUCCACGCCACCUCUUCCCUAGCACUUCUGCCUGUAGCCCCUCUGCCCGCUGCUCUUUGCUCCUCCAGACUCCCAGUAUCCUCUUGAUCCAUCGUACCGCUCUCCACUGCUACACGCGAGCAACCGCAAUGACUACCGGAUUGUUGUCAGAUGUGGGUGGUGGUUGCUCGUGAGUAACCAGGUGGGAUUCCGACCUGUCUUUUACAGUUUUUAGUGGUGCAAACUAUUUACAGUGCAGAAACACAAAGUUCAUGUCCAUCUUAGUCACUUGCAGAAUCCGGGAGUGGCCCCUUCUGGCUUCUCCCCCAGCAUAAGAACUUCGGUACCCCAAGCCUCCACCUCCCUUCCUUACGUUUCACCCCUCUGUGCAGGCUGGGCAAUGGAAGGGGUGUGCGUCUCUCCUGGUCAGCCUGGCUAUGUGAGGUGCUGGGGCUCUCCACAGCAUCCGCAACCCCUUUCCCCACUUGGCUGGUCCCUUCCCUCUCUCCUUCACUGGAGGUGCGGCUUUCCCCACCGCUGGAGGAGGAGCUGCUCCUCAGGAUCUUUGGAGACACUCUGUAUCCCAACCGCUCCCCUGCCUCCCUCCUCUGUUCUGAUGGCAGUCCCCUGACACCAACUAACUUUGCAAAAAAACUGAAAAAAUCCUGAAAGAUUACUUUGAAUUAAAUUUGAAUCAAGGGACAGGAAAUAAUAUGGUCUGGGAUACAAGUAAAGCAGUGGUGAGAGGUUUCUUUAUUCAGCAAAAUGCUUGUCAAAAAAAGGUUAGAGGAGGCAAAAAGAAAUUUUGAAAUAAUUGAUUAGAAAUGAAAAAGAAUUGAUUUAAAAAAAAACAACCUGGAAAAGAUUCAAUAAAACAGAAUGUAAAAAUGUUACAAACACAAUUCUCAAUGUUAGUGAACCGAGAAAUUGAAUGGAAGAUUAAAAUGCUAAGGUAGAAAAACUUUGAAUUUGCAAAUAAACCAGGGAAACUACUUGCCUGGCAAUUAAAAAAAGAAACAGGGACAGACUGUAAUAAAUAAAUUGAGAAUAGAAGGCAAAAUAGUAGAUAACCCGAAGGAUCUUAGAAGGCAAUUUGUAAAAUAUUAUACAGAGUAAUAUCAAGCUGGUAAAGAAAAUAAAGAUAUAAUUGAAGAAUAUUUAAAGCAGAGUAAGUUACCAAAAAUCCUGAAGGAGAAAAUUAUUUGAAUGCACCAAUGACAAUGCAAGAGGUGCAACAAGGAGUUAACCAUUUAAAAUUAGGUAAAUCGCCGGAGCCAGAUGGUCUAUCAGCCAAAUAUUAUAAAAAUAACUACAAGACUUUCUGAUACAACCGUUGAAAGAUGUAAUGAAUAAAAUAUUGAACACAAGGGAAAAUUCCAGAUUCAUGGAAAGAGGCAUACAUAAAAUUACUUCCAAACAAGACACAGAUUUGCUUUCAGUAAAAAAUAGGCCUAUUUCUCUGCUCAACAAUGAUUAUAAAUUAUUUGCUAACAUUAUGGUGAAUUGUUGUUAAAAAGUUAAUUCAUCAGGAUCAAGCUGGCUUUCUUCCUGGCCGACAGCUGAAGGACAACAUAAGGAAUAUAAUUGAUAUAAUAGAAUAUCUGGAGGUGAGGAAUAAAAAGCAGGCUGCUUUGAUGUUUGUGGAUGCAGAGAAGGCCUUUGACAAUGUGUCCUGGAAAAAAUCUAUGGAAAUGGUGAAUUUUGGAGAAACAUUUUAAGAGGAAUUGACGCAAUUUAUACAGAUCAGCAGGCAAUGCUGAUAGUGAAUAAUGUAGUAUCAGAAAAGUGUAAAAUUACAAAAGAGACAGGACAGGGUUGCCCCUUGUUGUCAUUAUUGUUUAUUUUAGUAUUAGAGACCCUGGUGAGGAACGUAAGAUUUAAUGAAGAAAUAAAAGGUAUAACAGUUGGGUGCAAAGUGUAUAAAUUGCGAGCAUUUGCAGAUGACCUUGUAAUAACAGUGGAAAACCCGUUGCUAAGUAUACCAAGGGUAUAAGAUAAAAUAUUUGAGUUUGGACAGGUAGCAGGAUUCAAAUUAAAUAAAAAUAAAACAAAAGUAUCGGUGAAAAAUAUGACAGAACAAAAUAAAAAUAAACUACAACUAGCAACACAAUUGACAAUUAAAAAAGGUGAAGUAUCUGGGGGUAUGGUUAACUGCUAAGAAUAUAAACAUUUUAAAGGAUAAUUAUGUAACAACGUGGAAUGAGACAAAGAAAAACGUGGUGAUCUGGGGAAGGAUGAAUCUAUCACUUUUGGAAAGAAUGUCAGUUAUGAAAAUGAAUGUAUUGCCAAGAAUGUUGUUUAUAUUUCAAACAAUACCCAUGGUCAACACAGAGGGACACUUCAAACAAUGGCAAAAAGAUAUUUCCAAAUUUAUCUGGCAGGGCAAGAAACCAAGGAGUAAAUAUAAACUAUUAACAGAUACCAAAGAAAGAGGUGGCUUCUCUCUGCCGGAUUUGAAAUUAUAUUAUGAGGCAUCAUGUCUCUGCUGGCUAUGGGAGUGGAUAAUGUUAAAAAAUACAGACAACUUAGACCUUGAGGGUCAUGGUAAUAUAUUUGGUUGGCAUGCACAUUUAUGGUAUAAGAAGACCAAAGUGCAAAAGGAUUUUUGAAUCAUUUGGUAAGAAAAGCAAUUUAUGGAGUAUGGGAAAAAUAUAAAAACCUGUUAGAACAGAAAACACCAUGGGGGCUUUCACCAGUGAAAGCUAUAUCUCUAAAAAAGACUAAUGCUAAAUGUGAAUGGGCAACCUAUAAAAAGUUAUUCAUAGAAGUAGAACAACUGAAAUUGAAAAGUUUUGAAGAUGUAAGAAAGUUGGUUACAGAUUGGUUGCAAUAGCAUCAAUUAAAUGAUGUGUUUAAAAUAGAUAAGAAAAAUGGAUUUAGUACAGAAAUUUCAAGGUUUGAAAAAGACAUUGGAAAAUAAUGUGAAGUUACUUUCUAAAAUGUAUAAAUUGUUGCUAGAGUGGCAUACAAAAGACGAAGAAGUCAAAUUGUAGCAGGUGUUUAAUCAGUAAUGAUUAAACACAAUAUAUUAUAUAUAUACACAAUAUAUAUUCAAUUUUCAUCUUGGAAAAAACUGGAGGGAGGACUUGAAAUUUACAGCGUUCUGUGCGUUGAAGGAAAAUUAUAUGUAAAUGAUGUAUUGGUGGAAUUUAACACCUGUAAGAGUAGCAAAAAUGUAUAGAACUGCUUUAAAUGUUUGCUGGAAAUCAUCAUCAUCAUCAUUUUAAAUUUGUAUACCAUCUUUAUAUCUUACAAUACUCAAGGCAGUUUGCAAGCUGAAGAAACAAAAAAUGUACAUCUUAUAACAAUCUAAUGCAAUACAAAAAUGAGAUAAUAAAACAUAACUUUAAAAUAAGCAACCUACAACAAAAAAGUAACAUUCAACAAUCAUUAGAAUAGUAUAAAAUAAUAAUAUCAGCAUAUAAAAGUUAAACAGAAAUUCACUCUUAACAGUUACAAUAAAUAAUUUCUAAACUAUAAUAAAUCAAACAAUGGCAAGCCACAGUACAUAAAAUAAUACAAUGGAAAUUGAAAAGCAGAGACUAGAGGGUGGAACAAGGCAGGUGGAAGGAGGCCUUGCCUGAUGGAGUCUCUCCCCUCACAGGUCUCCCUCCAGGAACAGCUCCUCAUGAGGAGUCCUAGGGCCAGAGAGGGGGCAAGGCAGGUGGAAGAAGUCCUUGAAGAAGAAGAAGAGUUUGGAUUUGAUACCCCGCCUUUCACUCCCCUUCAGGAGUCUCAAAGCAGCUAACAUUCUCCUUUCCCUUCUUCCCCCACAACAAGCACUCUGUGAGGUGAGUGGGGCUGAGAGACUUCAGAGAAGUGUGACUGGCCCAAGGUCACCCAGCAGCUGCAGGUGGAGGAGCGGAGACGCGAACCCGGUUCCCCAGAUUACGAGACUACCGCUCUUAACCGCUGCACCACACUAGCUCUCAGGGAGUCAGGGAGUCAGAGAAUCCUCCAUGAUGAGAUGAAAUAUUUGUUUGAAUUUAAAUUUGUUAUGUAAAACUUGCUAAAAAAAAAUGUUUUUUUUUAAAGACUCCAACCAGUAAUCAUGGGAAAAUAUGGUGUGAUCUUUUAGAGUGCAGUGGUACCUCGGGUUAACUACUUACCGUAUUUUUCGCUCCAUAGGGUGCACCAGACCAUAGGGCGCACCUAGUUUUUAGGGGGGGGAAUCAAGAAAAUUGAUGUGGGGAUCCGUUUUGCAGCACAAGGCUAGGGUUAGGGGGGGCUGAAGCGACGGAGCCCCAGACCAACCGUCCCAAAGACAUCUUCCUUCCAAAUCGGGUUGACAAAGCCAAGCGCUGCUUUGCAAGCGACACGAUGUAUGUCUGCACUGAUCUUUUUGCCGUCUUAAGUCGUCUUUGUGUGUGAAAAUCGUCCCCAGUGCAGGUGGGGUAACAGCAGCCAGAAUUUGGGCCUGCAAAGAGGAAGGAAACAGACCAUGUGGGGAGCGGGGUUUAAAUCCACACUCAUGCGCUUAACCCCCCCCCCCCGUAAACGCUGCUAAUAAAAUCCCCUAGCAUUGCAGUGGGUUGGACUAGAUGACCCUUGGGACCCCUUCCAACUCUACAAUUCUAUGAUCGAAGUCGGACUUCUAUGAUUCUAUGCUUCCCCUGUGGCUGCUUCAAAGUUUUUAAAAAAGUAAGAAAGUCGGGAGAUCCCAUCGUGCCUAUUCCAUGUCUGCUUUCCCGGCUGCCUUCGCCGCCUCCCCCUGCAAAAAAGGGGCCGCUUCUUCUCCAGGAACCCCCCUCCAGCAGGCAGGGGCGACGUGUUUUGGCGCGUCCCUCGUCUCCCCCCCGCCUCACCUUCUGGGUUCCCUCGCUCCCUCCCCUGCCGUUUCUGCGGUGGGUGCUGGCGGGUCUUUCCGCCGUUCCUUGGCAGAGCAAUCCCCCCACGGCGGUGAGGGAGAGGGGCGGUGGGAGCGCGCGUCAGGCGGAAGGGAAGCGGCCUCACCGCCUUUAAAUGGCAUUACAUGUCAUCUGAGCAAGCUCCUGUGUGGGCAGGCGAGAGAGAGAGCGUGGCGCAGGGACACCAGCGGAGCGCCCGCUUCUUUCUGCCCGUUGCCGCCACCAGCAGGAUUUACCCUCCUCCCCAGCGCGCUUUUUCGGCUGCAGAAGCCACCCUCUCGUCCCACCUCCGGCGGCUUUCCCGCCUUUUUCGCCCGGGUCUCCCUCGCAUUAGAGAGAAACGCCUCAAGGCAGCGAAGAAUAAGCAGCAGCACAAAGCGAGACCCAAGCGCGAGGCGCUCUUCGGGGCACUGGUUUUCUGGCGUGCGCGCUCUUUCUCGGCGUUCCCUUUUUUGCUGCUUUUCUCUUUCCCUCGCUUGAUGGCUGCUGCCGCCGCCAAGCCCGCAGAGCUGAUGGGCAUCUACUCGAGCUACCAGGCGGUGAUGCCGCACUUUGUCUGCAUAGCCAAGGAGUUCCCUCAGCCCACCCGGCCGGCCAAGCUGCCGCAGGGCAAGCUGCACAGACACUGCCAGUCGCACUUCAAGCCACAGCUCUCCUGGCUUCAGCAAAAGGAACCUGAAGCCUUUGGAGCACAACCCGAGUUCCCGCUGCGCUCCAAAGGUUUCAGGCGGCUAUCCCUGAAGCCUGGAGAGCAAGAGGGGUCGGUGUGCACCAGGCUUCAGCGAAAGCAACGCGUAGCCUCUGGAGCGCUCCCUCUGCGCUUUGGAGGCUUCGCGUUGCUUUCGCUGAAGCCAAGGAGCCUGCAUUCGCUCCAUAGGACACACAGACAUUUCCCCUUAAUUUUUGGAGGGGGAAAAGUGCGUCCUAUAGAGCGAAAAAUACGGUAAUUCGUUCCGGAGGUCUGUUCUUAACCUGAAGCACCACUUUAGCUAAUGGGGUCUCCCGCUGCCGCCGUGCCACUGGAGCAUGAUUUCUGUUCUCAUCCUGAAGCAAAGUUCUUAACCCGAGGUAAUAUUUCUGGGUUAGCGGGGUCUGUAACCUGAAGCGUCUGUAACCUGAAGCAUAUUUAACCCAAGGUACCACUGUAAUCAAAUGAAACUUUAACACAUGGCAUGAUGAAAGUCUGCAAUUUCAUCAGGGUAAGGUAUUUGUUGUUUAUGGUUGUAACCAUUGCUUUCUUUAAAAUUAUCUUUUCUACCAUGAAAAUAAAUAAAAGCAAUUUUUUAAAAAGGAGGUGGGGAAAUCAUAUGUACUAUUGCAUUAAUCUGCUUGCAUGUGUUGAGUGUUAUUUGGAGACUGUUGUUGUUGUUUCGUCGUUUAGUCGUGUCCGACUCUUCGUGACCCCAUGGACCAGAGCACGUCAGGCACUCCUGUCUUCCACUGCCUCCCGCAGUUUGGUCAGAUUCAUGUUUUUAGCUUCGAGAACACUAUCCAACCAUCUCGUCCUCUGUCGUCCCCUUCUCCUUGUGCCCUCCAUCUUUCCCAACAUCAGGGUCUUUUCCAGGGAGUCUUCUCUUCUCAUGAGGUGGCCAAAGUAUUGGAGCCUCAGCUUCACGAUCUGUCCUUCCAGUGAGCACUCAGGGCUGAUUUCCUUCAGAAUGGAUCAGUUUGAUCUUCUUGCAGUCCAUGGGACUCUCAAGAGUCUCCUCCAGCACCAUAAUUCAAAAGCAUCAAUUCUUCGGCGAUCAGCCUUCUUUAUGGUCCAGCUUUCACUUCCAUACAUCACUACUGGGAAAACCAUAGCUUUUACUAUACGGACCUUUGUUGGCAAGGUGAUGUCUCUACUUUUAAGAUGCUGUCUAGGUUUGUCAUUGCUUUUCUCCCAAGAAGCAGGCGUCUUUUAAUUUCGUGGCUGCUGUCACCAUCUGCAGUGAUCAUGGAGCCCAAGAAAUAAAAUCUCUCACUGCCUCCAUUUCUUCCCCUUCUAUUUGCCAGAAGGUGGUGGGACCAGUGGCCAUGAUCUUUGUUUUUUUGAUGUUGAGCUUCAGACCAUAUUUUGCGCUCUCCUCUUUCACCCUCAUUAAAAGGUUCUUUAAUUCCUCCUCACUUUCUGCCAUCAAGGUUGUGUCAUCUGCAUAUCUGCAUAUUUGGAGACUGUAACUCCCAGUAAUUUCACAUUAUCUGUGAGUUUCUGUGUGUUCAGCACACAUGAUUGCAGGUGAGACUGAAUAAAAGACUUCCUAGGAAAUUCCCUUUGACUGCUUCUGUAUUGUUUCAGAUGCAGCUUCACUUACAGAUAAGAACAAAUCAUAUUUAUUGCUGACAAAUCAUACCAUUGUCACCUCCACCCCAACAAACCCUGUGCUGAACAUGAGCAGCUGCUUUCUUCCCAUUUCUUAGGUGAAAAGAACUGAUAAUGAAAAGGAAGAAGGGAGAUAGACCUGGGAUCUGGGGGGCUUCAUUUCACCCCUUAGUCCUGCUCCUGAAAGCUUGGCAAAUGUGGAGUAUUUGCUCACACACUGCCAUGACUUAAAAAUGAAUCUUCCAAAAUAAAAAUUAAAAAAUGGUAUUGCAGUCCUAAAAAGUCUCAAGAAAGCAAUUCCUGUAGUAUUUGGCAUCUUAGCGAGCCCAGUGCCACUCUGCCAACUGUCUCACGCCCAGCUAACUAAUCUGAAAAGCUGUCUUGUCAUCUCUGCAAGGACUUCAGUGUCCCUUGAAUUAGCAAUUCAGCAUUUCUGGAAAGGGAAAUGAUACACUUUUGUAUAUUAGCAUAACAAGCAUGCAUAAGAAUUAUUAGACAGAAAAAGCAUGCACAAGAAAGUAUUACUCAUUUAUGAUGAAAAUGGGAUUUAUUUAUUAUGAACUUUGCUUGGUUCCUGCUUGGCAGCCAGUGCGAUUGUUUCAGCAGGGCUAGAACUCAGGACCCGCUGCCUUGAGGGACAUCUAAGAGCAGUUGGGCAGGGAAAGGUCUCCCUUGGGAGGUGGUGGACUCUCCUUCCUUGGAGGUUUCUGAGCAGAGAUCGGACGGCCAUCUGCCAUGGAUGCUUUAGCUGAGAUUCCUGCAUUGCUGGGGGUUGGACUAGAUGACCCUGGGAUCCCCUCCUAUCUCUCCACUCCUGAAUUCAAGGGGGAGCUUCCUUGCCUAAUGCAAAGCCCUUUUCCCUGCAUGCUCUUCCUCUGGUUUCUGGCCAUGGGAGGGAGAUGCUCAGAGUCCAGCCAAGAUCCUCACCCCCAAAAGUAUAUCUGGGCAUUGGCGGAGCCAGGUGGGCAGCUGCCCCUCAAAAUCCAUAAGAAAUAAUAAGAAUCUGAGGUUCUGCCAAGCGAGAGAGGGCUGAGCCGGAGGGACUCGGCUUGGCAAGGGUUAAAGGGAACUGAGCUGCCUUCCUAGAGAGGACAGGAAGCAAGGGGGGGCCAGGUCCUCCAGAGCCAAGGCCCCUCCCUCCCCAGUCCUUCCCUUGCUUUGGUGUCUCUCCUGCAAGGGCUGCAUCGCUGUCCCUCCUGGGAUCUGGUGAGUCUCCUCUCUCUCCCCCCAGAGGGUGCAGUGGGGGGACGGGGGGGGCAGGGCUGCAGCAGGGGAGGAGGCCUGGGGGGCCUGAUCUGCUCCUGCAGGGGGGGGACCCCAAGUCAGGGAGGAGAGGGUCCUGCCAGGGAGGGGCCAGGUCUGCCACGCUCUCCUUCCUGCAGAUCAGAGGAUCCCAAACUCAUUUGACCCUCCGCCCCCCCCUUUCAGAAAAGAUCUCCCUUCUUUAAACAAAGGAGUCCCUAGGAUUUUAACUCUCUGUGACGUCGCUCAGCCUCAUUGCACAACAGAGGAAACAUCUGCAAAUGGUUUUCCAAAGCUGGACGAGGAGGUGGACUAGCCCCUCCCCCCAAAAAAAGGUGGGAGAGAAAGGCCAGGAAUAAAGAGAGGGAUCCCAGCCCAGAGUCCGGCUGCUGCAUUGGGGACCAGUUUCCCAGUGUCUCCCAGGGCAGCUCCCCACAGAGGCCACUGCAGCAAUCCCCUCGCACCCAGAGCAUGGCAUCCCAGGACCACAUCCUCUCUGCCCCAAAGGGAUUGUAGCUGGAAAAGCAGCCGGAAAUGGGCGCUGCUACUCACUGAGCCUCCAGGGACCUUAGCCUAAAUUUCAAGGGAGGUGUAUUUGGCCCCACCCACUUGGCCCUCAGGGGGUUGACCAGAUGUAUACCUGGCCCUUGGAGCAAAGAAAAAGGGACCCCACCCCAGGAGUCUUUCUGGAGAGCAGCAGAGAGUCCAAGUGCAAAAAAGGAGACAAAAGCAGGGGAGUGGGGGUGGGGGGAGCAACUCCUGAGGACCCCCAGGUGAGGACCCCCACUAGAGCCAAGUAUCCAUUUUUCACAAGAUACAAAUGACUCCCUUCUCAGUCAGUUCUGACUUCAUGCAUUGACUGGAAGGCAGGAGCAACCAGGCUGAGUCCCCUCGCAUUAAUCUCUUCGCUUGCCUCCAGAAUUCCACAAUCUCCCUUCUACAGGCCUACAUCUCCUCCUCCUCCUUUUUAGAAAGAUACCUCAGAGUCUGGGCUGUGGUGCUCCCAGAAAUCCCUUCAGUUGCCUCCACAUUUUGCAUUGCAAUCUUUCUUCUAGGAGGGCUUGAGGCUGCUUCCUCCUAUUUUUUUUUUUAAUUAAUAUUUAUUAAAGUUUCAGAAAUAAUAAAAUCACAUUAAUAAACAAGAAAUUUUUUAACAAAAACAGAGAAAAAUACACCAUACAAAAUACAAAAUACAAAAUAGAAAAAAGAAAAAAAAAGAAAAAAGAAAAAAAAAACAGUUAAAGAUAGUUCCGUCUUUUCAUAACUUCUUUUACAUUUACUUGUUUCCCGGACUUCCUCAUACCUCCCUCUUUUGUAUUCCAAUUCUGUUUGUAAGCCCAGCAAUUUCUUUCCCUCCUUUUUAAUUCCAAUCCUAAAUCUUAAUAUAUUAUGACAUUAGAUUUUUACCUAUUUAGAGGCUGCUUCCUCCUAUUCCUCCUCCUCCUCCUUUUUCUCCUGUACUACUUCUGCUGUGUGUGACAUGGGUCAGCGUCAUUGCACAACAGAGGAAACAUGCAUGAAUGGUUGCUCCCAAACCUCUUCCUUUGUUUCUCUCCUUUCUUUCUGCUUCUACCGCCCCCUUAUUGGCAGAGGAGGCCAGCCAAGCAGAUCAAGCCAAGCUUUAUGAGGAGCUGGGUAUGUUUAGUUGGAGAAGAGGAGACAGAGAGGAGAUUGGAGAGCCAUCUCACCUGGGGGGAGGAUUCCAACCAAUGGCUUCAAGCUACAAGAAAGGAGAUUCGGACUCAACACACCUAGUCAUUUUUCACGAGGCACCAAUGACUCGCUUGUCAAUCAGUUCUGACUUCAUGCAUUGACUGGAAGGAAGGAGCAACCAGGAUGAGUCCCCUCCAUUAAUCUCUUCGCUUGCCUCCACAUUUCUGCAAUCUCCCUUCGAGAGGCCUACAUCUCCUCCUCCUCCUCCUCCUCCUCCUCCUUUUUAGAAAGAUAGCUCAUGGUUUGGGCUGUGGUGCAGUCCUACCCUGGUUCCCAGCAAGACUCAUCCAUGCUUGCUCAGGGAACCUUUUUCUUCUACUGAUAUUGUACAACUUUUGUAACAGAACAAUGUAUUUGCUUUGUAGGAUUUGCUAGAGCUUCUCAUUCAGACAGACAGAAUUUUAAAAAGAUCAAAGGGUUCCUUUUGGUCUCUCAGAGGCUUCCUGAGAGCACAGAUGGAUGAGCAAGACUCAGCUGGCCCUGGAGCAGGAAGAGGCCAUGACAUCCAAACUGGGAGCAGUGGGGGAUUCUGGGAAAACUCUGGGCAGAAGAUCCUGGGUGAGGAGGACACCCUCCGCUCAGAGGUGCAGAACCAACAGUUGAGGCAGUUCUGCUGCCAGGAGGCCAAAGGACCCCGAGAGGUUUGCAGCCGACUCUACCACCUUGACCAUCGGUGGCUGAAGCCAGAAAGGCACACGAAAGCUGAGAUGCUGGACCUGGUGAUCUUGGAGCAGUUCCUGGCUGUCCUUCCACCGGAGAUGGAGAGCUGGGUGAGGGAGUGUGGAGCGGAGACCAGUUCCCAGGCGGUGGCCCUGGCCGAAGGUUUCCUCCUGAGUCAGGCAGAGGAGAGAAAGCAGGCAGAGAGAAAGCAGGUGAGAGAGACUUUCCUCUGGAUACUCCCAAGGCCUCCAAACAGGAUGGAAAACAUCCCAUAAUGACCUACUGAUGGCCUAUCCUUUUUCUGGGGCUGCAUCCAUGGAAUGAGAUCUAACACUCUUAAAGUUUUUUUCUUUUUCAUUCUCUUUGUAAUAUUUCUCACCUUUCUCUGUUUUGAAUCCUUGUUGGUCUUUCAGGAAAAUGAUCAUUUUGCAGAAAUGAACAUGGAUUCCUGUGAGACAGAGAGGCCUCCGUUGGACACCAGAGAGACACCACUGGGUAAGGUGAAUGGUGGGUUUUCUCCUUUUGGUCUCCUUUUGUUGGUUUCCCAACUAAUCUGUGGGUUCUUUUCAUCUUGUUUUUUCUUUGGGGGGGUGACUGUUGGGGCCAAGGGUCUAGAACAGGGGAGACAUAUUUAUGCACAACAAACAUAUGAAACAAAUGUCCAACUGCACUCAGCAGGUAAGGCUUCCUCAAUGGCCCAUUUGUAGUUAGAGAUGCCCUGUUUCACCUGUGAGAGAAGCAGGCACUCCUGGCAUCCUGAUUACCUUUUUUCUCUUGCAGGAGACAGAAUGAUGCUGGCAAGACCUCCUGAUCCGCCUUUUCAUGGGGGCAGAAGGGAAGCAGCGGCUGUUGAACCAGAUCAGGUCAGGGGAAGCUGCCUUGUGGGGACAGAGGCCGAGGGAUGGAGCAAUGUCAUGGACUGGUUGGGCACAGAGGAGUGGUGGGAGGAAGCAGCCAGGGAACCAGGAAGGGAAGACCGCUCAGAGCCCAAGGAGUGGAGGUGGAACAAGGAUGAGCAGUGAAAGGGAGAAGAGGGAGAAGCCUGGGAAGAGGACGUGUCAGAAUCUGAAUGGGUAACAGGGCUUAGUGAGCUGGGAGACUCUGUGGCAGAAUGCAGUGCAGAAUCAGAGGCAGAAGAGGGAGGAGGCGAGUGGGAGGAGGGAGGUCGAGAGGCAGGUCAGGAGAAGGAGGAGCCACCAUUGGCUCCUUCUUCUUCUGCCAGAAGCCACCCUCCCUGAUUGUCUCUCAGAACCAGGAGACGUCUGACAAUGGAGGAGCAAAGGCAGGCUGCACAUUGGUGCACUGCUCAAUCGCUUGCAAGAAACCCCAGAGAGGAGGGGAGUUAGAAAGCUGUGGGGAGCCGGAGGCCUUCACUCUCAGCAACUGAUUUUGUGGAGGAAGACCCUGGCAUGGAAUUCGACUCAAUAUUGAUCCAGAGCAGAACUCCAAUAUAUAGUUAGCAGAUUUGCACUGUCCAUAAGAAAUCCAGUUGCAGCAGACUUUACUUACAUAACAUAAUAAGUCUAAACCUUAACACUCAGCAUACUUUGUACAGAACACCAGAAGGAAGAGAGAGCGAAAGAGAAAGAGGCUCCUUCUGGCCUCUUAUUAUAGUCAGCCUGACCUUGACAGAAGAGAUAAGAGAACCACUUUAAACCAGCUGUACUCAGCUUCUCUGAAGGAAUAACCCAAACAUCAGGAACCUUCUGCUUAUUUCUCUUAUGCAGACAAGCUUCCAGAACCCUCUUGAAUUAAUCAGAGUAGGAAAGAGAUCAAUGCUUUCUGCACUAAUAAAUGCAGACUGACAAUCCCCCCCAUUUAUUAGGUGCGGGAAGUAUUGAUAUGCAAAACACCUCUAGAAAAACAUUGCAUGUACGCUUUCCUUCUACAAAAAUAAAUCCUAGCCUUUGGUUGGUAGACCAAAGACGAAACAGUCUGACCAGAUGCUUCUGUGAGCAGCAGAACAACAUCCUGACUCCUAAAAAACCAACUCACGUUUUUCAAAUAUAGUCCCUCACAUUAUAAAACAAAACAGUACCUAUGAAACCUGACACAGUUAAGGAAAAGACGCAACUCACACAUCAAAACAGCUAUCUUAUAAACCUUACCUUAUGUUACCUUAUCUUAAACUCCACUCAAAUAUAUAAACCAAGACCUGAAAACAUCACUUCAUAGCAAACCUCUCCAACAGAAUACUCAACAGAGCACCUCUUUACAAGACCACUUAAACAAACUACCUAAUCUUACUUUUCAUAUACCUCCACACUAAAGAAACUUCCACCUAGACAGCUAGUCCAUUAAUUGAUUGACAAUGCAAACUGACAGACCCUCGGGGAAUGAGCUGCUGUUCUCAUUAGGCCUGAAACUCAGCCAAGUCUGUGAAUAUCGUGUUCUUGCUAAGAAAGAGUUAACUCCAGCUGUGAACUGUGGGAUUUCCUGCCCAGAUAACUCUGUGACACGAGGCUUCUGAAUGUCGCCAGUAAGAUUCAUCUGUAGUUGCUGUUUUCAUGGAAUCCUAGAGUUGAAAGGAACCCCAAGGGUCAUCAAGUCCAACCCCCUGCAUUGCAGGAAUCUCAGCUAGAUCACCCAAGACAGAUGGACAUCCAAACUAGGCUUAUUGUAUUUCUAUAUUCAUCACUGAGUGCUAAAAUAGGCUUCUAAGCAGUGGACAGACGAUAACAAAUAGUGGCCAGGAUUCACCUACCCAGCCCUGUCCACUGCAAAAUGGGGCCCGCCCCCCAUUCCUCCCCCUCUCCAUGCCCCCAUGAACCCCUUUAAUUUGGCUUUAGAGCAUUGGGAUGAAACCUCCCCAGAACAACUCACGAGGAGAGGGGAAAGUGGAUCCUUCCAUCUGGGAAACUUGGAUGCUUGUGUAGGCAGAAUGACUUGAAAAACACCAGGUGGAGUACCACCUAUUUGCACAAAGACCAAUACCCAUAAUUAAAACGCAGAAUUAAAUAAUUCCAUUAAAGUGUUAAAAUAAGCAUCCAUAUUUAAAAUGUGCAGCAAAGCAAUCCUAUUGAAACAACACCACAAUUUACAGGAAGGAAACAACAGACCAUUGUGGAGUAGAUCAUAUUUCUGCUGUCUCAGAGGAAGACAUUUCCCUUUUUCUUUUAGGGUCCAGUCUGCUUUGAAGAUGUCGCUGUUCGUUUCACGGACGAGGAGUGGGUGUUGCUGGAUCCUGACCAGAGAGCUCUGCAUAAGGACAUCAUGGAGGAGAAUCGUGGGAUCGUGGCCUCUCUUGGUAAGGCUCCCUGUGGGAUCAUAAUAUCUCUUUAAAUUCAAAACAGCUGUCUGUGAUGAACCUCAUAUAUUUUCACAGAAUUCAACAGCGCCCCAUACAGCACCUGGGAUUACAAUAUUCUCACAAAAAACCUUGAACAGUAAAUUACUGUUUUUUCUGUGAAUGAUCUUCCUCCAGUUGCAGCUUCUUAAACAAGGAUCAGGCUGGUCUGAACUAUCGAGGCCAUUUUAACUGUAAACUUCAGAGUUGUUAGGGAAGUUGAAGUAGCUUCUGUCAGGUUUUCACUUUUUGUUUUUGCUCCUGUCAGUCUUUGGUUGUCCAAAGAGAAGAGUGAUGUUGGAAAUGGAAGGGAUUCCAUAACCUUUGCUCUCCACCAACCCAAGAGUGGGUUGCCUGACAAAGGUGUUUGGCUGUUUUAAAAUGUGAACUGCUGCGUUAGGGACGCGGGUGGCGCUGUGGGUUAAACCACAGAGCCUAGGACUUGCCGAUCAGAAGGUCGGCAGUUCGAAUCCCUGUGACAGGGUGAGGUCCCGUUGUUCGGUCCCAGCUCCUGCCAACCUAGCAGUUCGAAAGCACGUCAAAGUGCAAGUAGAUAAAUAGGUACCGCUCUGGCGGGAAGGUAAAUGGUGUUUCCGUGUGCUGUUCUGGUUCACCAGAAGCGACUUAUUCAUGCUGGCCACAUGACCUGGAAGCUGUACGCGACAUUUUUCCACCCUCGCCACAUCAAGCAGUUGGUCCCUUACCUUUCUCGCCCCGACCUGGCCACAGUGAUCCAUGCGACGGUCACCUUCAGGCUUGACUAUUGUAAUUCGCUCUACGCGGGGCUGCCCUUGAAGCUGUCCCAGAAACUCCAGCGCGUGCAGAAUGCUGCAGCGAGGCUCCUCACAGGGUCUCUGCCAUGGGAGCAUAUUCGCCCAGUGCUUUUCCAGCUGCACUGUCUCACGGUGGAUUCAGGGUCAGAUUUAAGGUGCUGGUUUUGACCUUUAAAGCCCUUCACGGCCUAGGACCCUCGUACAUAUGGGACCGCCUCUCCCGGUAUGCCCCAUGGAGGACCUUAAGGUCCAUGAAUAGUAACACCCUAAUGGUCUGGGCCCUAAGGAAGUUAGAUUGGCUUCAGCCAGAGCCAGGGCCUUUUUAACACUGGCUUCGGCCUGGUGGAACGCUCUGUCUCAUAAGACCAGGGCCUUGCAGGAUCUGAUUUCUUUCCACAGGGCCUGUAAGACAGAGUUGUUCCGCCUGGCCUUUGGCUUGGAGCCAAUUUGAUUCCCUCACCCUCAUUCUUUUUCCUUUCUCCUCCUGUGAUGAGGCUGCAUUUUAAUAUUUUAACGUUUCAAUAUUUUAAUGUUGUAUUAUAAUCUUGUUUUUAAGUUGUAUUCAUUCAACUUGUUUUUAUUUUUGCUUCUUAGCCACCCUUAGCCCGGCCUUGGCUGGGGAGGGCAGGCUAUAAAUAAAAAUUAUUAUUAUUAUUAUUACGCCGGUUCCCUCAGCCAAUAAAGCAAGAUGAGCGCCGCAACCCCAGAGUCGGUCACAACUGGACCUAAUGGUCAGGGGUCCCUUUACCUUUACCUUUACCUUUACCUUUACCUUACUGCGUUUUCAGGGUAUGGAUUCAACAUUCUUUUUGACCAGUUUUAACAAGUAUUCUACAUUAAUUCCUCCCUGAGGCUCUAAUCCAUUUCUCUUUAUUGCAGAUAGUGAUGUACUGGAAAUCAAGAACAAGAGUGACCAUGACAAAAUCCCCACAAUGGAGAAGUUGUAUAAAUAUCUUGAAAAUGGAAAAAGUUCCAAUUCCACUUCCCAUCAAGGAAAUCUCAUUAGGAAGAAACCCUAUCAGUACAUGGAAUGUGGAAAGAGCUUCGGUCAGAGUUCCUCUCUCAAUUCCCAUCAAAGAAUUUAUACAGCGGAGAAGCCCUAUCAGUGCAUGGAAUGUGGAAAGAGCUUCGGACAGAGAGCCCAUCUCACUUCCCAUCAAAGAAUUCAUACAGGGGAGAAACCCUAUCAGUGUGUGGAAUGUGGAAAGAGCUUCAGCCAGAGCUCUGAUCUCACUUCCCAUCAAAGAAUUCAUACAGGGGAGAAACCCCAUCAGUGCAUGGAAUGUGGAAAGCGCUUCAGUAAGAGCUCCCAUCUCACUUCCCAUCAGAGAAUUCAUACAGGGGAGAAGCCCUAUCAGUGUGGGGAAUGUGGAAAGAGCUUUAGUCACAGUGGCCACCUCACUUGCCAUCAAAUAAUUCAUACAACAGAGAAACCAUAUCAGUGCUUGGAAUGUGGAAAGAGCUUCACUACAAUCUCCUCUCUGAGUUCCCAUCAGAGAAUUCAUACAGGAGAGAAACCCUAUCAGUGUGUGGAAUGUGGAAAGAGCUUCAGUACGAGCUCUGAUCUCACUAAGCAUCAGAGAAUUCAUUCAGGGGAGAAACCCUAUCUGUGUGUGGAAUGUGGAAAGAGCUUCAUUGAUAGCUCCUCACUCACUUCCCAUCAAAGAAUUCAUACUGGGGAGAAACCUUAUCAGUGUGUGGAAUGUGGAAAGAGCUUUACUCAUAGCUCCCAUCUCACUUCCCAUCAAAGAAUUCAUACGGGUGAGAAACCCUUUCAUUGUGUGGAAUGCGGAAAGAGCUUCAGUAAGAGAUCCGAUCUCACUAAGCAUAAGAGAAUUCACAGAGGGGAGAAACCCUAUCAGUGUGUGGAAUGCGGGAAGAGCUUCAUUCAGGGCUCCCAUCUCACUUCCCAUCAAAGAGUUCAUACAGGGGAGAAACCAUAUAAUUGUUUGGAAUGUGGAAAGAGCUUCGCUCAGGGCUCCCAUCUCACUUCUCACCAAAGAAUUCAUACAGGGGAGAAACCCUAUCAGUGCAUGGAGUGUGGGAAGAACUUCAGGAAGAGCUCUGAACUCACUUCCCAUGAAAGAAUUCAUACAGGGGAGAAACCAUAUAAUUGUUUGGUAUGUGGAAAGAGCUUCACUCAGGGCUCCCAUCUCACUUCUCACCAAAGAAUUCAUACAGGGGAAAAACCAUAUCAGUGUGCGGAAUGUGGAAAAAGCUUCAGUAUGAACUCCUCUCUCACUUCCCAUCAAAGAAUUCAUACAGGGGAGAAACCCUAUCAGUGUGUAGAAUGUGGAAAGAGCUUCACUGAUCGCUCCUCUCUCACUUCCCAUGAAAGAAUUCAUACAGGGGAGAAACCCUAUCAGUGUGUGGAAUGUGGAAAGAGAUUCCUUCGGAGCACUGAUCUCACUUCCCAUCAAAGAAUUCAUACAGGGGAGAAACCCUAUCAGUGCGUGAAAUGUGGAAAGAGCUUCAGGGACAGCUCCUCUCUUAAUUCCCAUCAAAGAAUUCACACAGGGGAGAAACCCUAUCAAUGUGUGGAAUGUGGGAAGAGCUUCAGGGACAGCUCUCAACUCAGUUCCCAUCAAAGAAUUCAUACAGGGGAGAAACCCUAUCAGUGCAUGGAAUGUGGGAAGAGUUUCAGGAAGAGGUCCUCUCUAACUUCCCAUCACAGAAUUCAUACGGGGGAGAAACCCUAUCAGUGUGUGCAAUGUGGAAAGAGCUUCAGUGCCACCUCCCAUCUCACUUCCCAUCAUAGAAUUCAUACAGGGGAGAAACCCUAUCAGUGUGUGGAAUGUGGAAAGAGCUUUAGUCAGAACUCCAAUCUCACUUCCCACCAAAGAAUUCAUACAGGGGACAAACCCUAUCAGUGCGUGGAAUGUGGAAAGAGCUUCAGGGACAGCUUUGAUCUCAUCUGCCAUCAAAGAAUUCAUGCAAAGGAUGAAAAAGCUUUCAUUGUACAGCUUUCAGCACUAGGGAAAAACACACCUCUUGAACCAGGCCUUUGGCUGAUUGACAUGUAA